UACGGCAAUAAUGUAAUGCGAGGCUUCCAGCUUCAGCCACCAGAACUUCACAAUUCACGAGAGAGAGAGAGAGAGAGAGGGAGGGAGGGAGAGAGAAAAUCGCUGCCAGUGGAAAGUGGCAGUGGCAGCAGAGAAGCAAGAACUAGCAAGAAAGGGAAGAGACGAGAGAGAAAGCCGAGGGACUUUUUCCUUGGAUUCGAUCCUUCGCUUUUGGGGAAGGAGGAGAAGAAGGCCCUGUCGCUCCUCUUUCUGUUGUUGCGGAGAGCAGCAGGAAGGGCAGAGGAGGAGGAGAUGUUCCCGCCUGGUCUGAUCCACCACCGCCCAGACGGCCCCGCGCCCGGCGACGGGGCACCGCGCUCCGGCCCCGUCGGUGGCCCGGGCGGGCCGAGCCUGGUGUUGACGGCAGACCCCAAGCCGAGACUGCGCUGGACGGCCGACCUGCACGAGCGCUUCGUCGACGCCGUCGCCCAGCUCGGCGGGCCCGAGAAAGCAACGCCAAAAACUAUAUUGAGAACAAUGGGUGUCAAGGGGCUUACGCUGUUCCACCUAAAGAGUCAUCUUCAGAAAUACAGAUUAGGCAAACAAUCUGGUAAAGAGGGGUCAGAGCAAUCUAAAGAUGCAUCCUAUCUUCUAGAUGCUCAGACUGGAAUGAGUGUAUCCCCUAGAGUUCCUGCCCAGGAUGUGAAAGAAAGUCAAGAAGUCAAAGAAGCGCUAAGAGCACAGAUGGAAGUGCAACGGAGACUGCAUGAGCAAGUGGAGGUCCAGAAGCGUGUGCAGAUCAGAAUGGAAGCGCUUCAGAAGUACAUCGAUAGUAUUCUAGAGAGUGCAUGCAAGAUGGUUACUGAGCAGUUUGCCUCAAGCGGCUUCAGCAUCUCCGACCCUGAUCUCCCGGAGAUAUCCCCUGGUGGGGUUCUGUGUGGUCCCACAGACACAUUGAGCUCCUCCGUCUUUAACCAGCUCUCUGUCAGCUCGAUUGACUCGCACAGUCCAGGAGGCAAGCCUUCUCCCUCGGGCAUUGAAGGGCCACCAAUGCUCCUCCAGAAGUCGCCUGAGCUCAAACGGAGGUCCUCUUGAGCUGUUUAGACAAAAUCUAAGGGUAUUUCUGGCUUCCCUGUCUUUGGUAGUAAUGUCGACAAGAACAUCGUAGUGACAUGGGAAAUGAUGGUCCAAUCUUGUAGUAGCUGACUUGUUCUCUUGCUAGUGCCUGCCAGGUAAGCAGGGCCUGAACUUUUAUUUGAUCAAUCAAAAGAAACCUAUGUUCAUAUGAACUGCGUGACGUGCUAGAACUAGUGCCUUUCUUGUUAUCA
Messenger RNA from Panicum hallii, 1307 nucleotides. RefSeq names its product protein PHR1-LIKE 2-like. The record is from RefSeq and is a predicted model, not a curated record. The transcript is spliced from 6 exons. The coding region runs from base 16 to 1074 and encodes 352 amino acids. Gene Ontology annotation, molecular function: DNA-binding transcription factor activity; DNA binding. Lineage: Eukaryota; Viridiplantae; Streptophyta; Magnoliopsida; Poales; Poaceae.